Molecule: messenger RNA, 3838 nt
Organism: Vespa velutina
Lineage: Eukaryota; Metazoa; Arthropoda; Insecta; Hymenoptera; Vespidae
Gene: Doa
Product: dual specificity protein kinase CLK2
Exons: 9
Coding region: 1189-3456 (755 amino acids)
Biological process (GO): protein phosphorylation
Cellular component (GO): nucleus
Molecular function (GO): protein kinase activity; ATP binding
Source: RefSeq, a predicted model, not a curated record
GUGUAGAACGAGCAUCGCUAGGUUGGAGCGGGCUCGCGAUCGCUCCUCGAUAUUUUUAGUGCGACGAGAGUAUUUGGCGGGGCGUACCCGCGACUCCUCGCUCCUCUCUUCGUCUUCGUCUUCGCGAACGUUUCUCAGCGUCCUCCUAUGUUCGCGUCGUCUUCGUCGACGUGCCUUAGUGCCUCCGUUCGCGUCCCUCUCGAUUGACGCGUUCGUCGCGAUCGACUUGUAAAGAGAGAGAAAGAGAGAGGAGAGUAUCGCGUAUGAGAGCUGAUGAGUGGCACUCGUUUUCGCGCGAAAAAGAAAAAAGAGAAAAAGAUCCAAAACGCAUUGUAGGUCUUUCUCUUUCUCUCUCUCUCUCUCGCUCUCUCUUUCUCUGUCUGUCUCUCUUUCUCUCUCUCUCUCUCUCUCUCUCUUCCAUUCGUCAAGAGUCUUGAGAUAGAUAACUUCGUCUUCGUCGAUCAUAAUACGAAUGUGUUGUUACCUUCUUCGAUGAUGACCUUGAAUGAUGUGUCUCCUUCAUCUCACGGUGGAUCGAGCAAUCUUCUUAGCCCUCGACCCUGACCAUUCGGAUUUCGUCCAACGAAUCUAUCAUCGCUCGCGGCUAAAUUCCACUUAAUACGAUUUCUAACAUAACUCGAUAUUGAAAUCAAAAUUAGUACGGGUGACACUUCGAUCGUGCGUGUUUUUUUUUUUUUGUUUUCUUUUUUCCCCCCUUUUUUCCUUUUAAAUCAUUCGAACUAAGUACACUGACUGGCUCGUCUUUCGUUGCGGAUUAAACCAAUUCUCUCCAUUUGCUUUUGUGAACUAUUACACGAAUCUAAAUCAGGAUUUCGGGAUUUGAGUUAGCAAAAGUGCAAGUUGGUUGUCACACGUUCUUUUAUCAAGUUAAGUGGGAAUUUUGUAAGAGGAAAGAAACAAAGAAAAAAAGAGAAAAGAAGACGGAAAGGAACAGGAAAUAUCGAAUUACAAAUUAAUUCGAUCUAGUCUGUUAGUCAGAGCAAGCUAACAGCGUCAUCUCUUCCUAUUUACAAGUUAAGAGUGGAAAAUUGAUUUUGCUGAGCGAGGUAACAAUCGAGUCGACCGUACCUCGGACGGUCGACUGAUCGCCAUUACCGAUCGCCAUUAUCGAUCAUCGGACAAGCUCUUGAAAGUUUUCUUCUAUUUCAUCAUCAUCGAUCAGCAACGAUGUUCAUAUUCGCGCAACGCGACGGUAUGUCGACCAGCAGACAAGGAUCGGCGUCACGACGUAGUCGUUAUGCUCGUUCCUCGACAACGACCAGCGUGACACAGCUCUUAACUGAUUCUUGCAGUAAUUUGCUUCAACGAUUGACCACCAGGGUACGUGGCACUUCGACGGCUAACGAUCGAUCGAUCGGAACAAGACGAUCACCGAAUGCUAGCAAUUAUCUUAGCAGUGCCAGAAUUCGAUUAGAAGACAAGUAUUCCUCUAUAUUGGAUAAGUAUACCAAUAAGAAACAUGCCAAUGAUAAAGAGAAGAGUAUCGAGCUUGGUAAUGGAAACGUUGCUGGUUAUUCACGAAGAAAGAAUGAACGAGAGCAUAGCUUUAAUCGAAGAGAUUCUUAUGGUAGGGAGGAGAAAACAUUGGAACCAUCGAUGCCACGUUCUGUCAUUAAAAGUCCCACCAGUGUACUUUUAAGCGAGAAAGCUUAUCCUUACGUCAGUUCGGUUAACAUUAGAGAGUCUAAACGUGAGAAAACACCUGGUUAUCGUAGGACAUCCGAUAGACAAACACACUUAGGCUCGGAAGCUUAUCGACGUUACGGUAGACACAAAUCCGGCCACGCUGAGACACGCAAUAGAAAGGUCAGGCCACAUCGGAAUGGUAAAAGCGAACAACUCGACAAUUGCAGGUCGACCUCCCUUAGAUCUUUAGCUCGUCCAAACAGAGUCGAACCUUUGAGCUUAGUCGCCGGCAAGGAAGUUCUUAGCGAUCCAGAGAAAACACCAACCGGUAGCGGUAUUGUGGACGAUGCGAUACCAAAGUACGAACCUAACUACGACGAUAACGAGGAAGUUGAUCCAGCUAUUUCCGAAAGAGCAGCCAAACGCAAAGAGAUACAAAGUUUGAUUAUGAAAUAUGCGGCUAUGGAUGAGGCUUACAGCGAAUUAGCAACUGGUGGUGGUCAAGGAAAUGCGAAACCAAGUACAACCGAUAUCAUCGCCAGCAAGUAUAAGAAGAAUACUCGUGGUAGUAAUAACAAAAAGGAAGUCACGAAGAAUACAUAUGCGUCGAAUACUUCGUCGACUGUCAUUAACGAGGUGGAUACGAACCACGCGAUCAGCCCACGACCGCCCUCCGUCGAGGACGACGAAGACGGCCACCUUGUUUACCAAUCCGGCGACAUCCUGGCAAAUAGAUAUAAAGUACUGGCCACCCUAGGAGAGGGUACUUUUGGAAAAGUUGUCAAGGUUAAGGACAUGCAAAUGGAUCACGUAAUGGCUCUCAAGAUUAUCAAGAACGUCGAGAAGUAUCGAGAAGCUGCGAAGCUUGAGAUCAAUGCUCUGGAGAAGAUAGCCGCUAAGGAUCCUGAGGGACAUCAUUUAUGCGUCAAAAUGUUAGACUGGUUCAAUUAUCAUGGACAUAUGUGUAUCGCCUUUGAGAUGCUUGGACUGAGCGUUUUCGAUUUUUUGAAGAAAAAUAAUAUGUUACAGAGAGACAACAAUUAUCAACCUUAUCCGUUGGAACAUGUUAGGCAUAUGGGUUAUCAGCUUUGUUAUGCAGUCAAGUUUUUACACGACAACAAACUUACGCACACAGAUCUUAAACCCGAAAAUAUCUUAUUCGUAGAUUCCGAUUACGAAAGCACGUACAAUAGUAAAAAGUUCUCUCUUUUUAAGCGAAAGGAUGUGAGGCGCGUUAAAAGGACCGACAUCAGACUAAUCGAUUUUGGCAGUGCUACGUUUGACCAUGAACACCAUAGCACAAUUGUUAGUACAAGACAUUACAGGGCGCCUGAAGUUAUUUUAGAAUUAGGAUGGUCUCAACCUUGCGAUGUAUGGUCCAUUGGUUGCAUUCUAUUCGAAUUGUACCUGGGUAUAACCUUAUUCCAAACACACGAUAAUCGUGAACAUUUGGCAAUGAUGGAACGUAUAUUAGGUACAAUUCCACAUCGUAUGGCAAGGAAAACGAAGACGAAGUACUUCUAUUACGGUAAAUUAGAUUGGGAUGACAAAAGUUCAGCCGGCAGAUAUGUUCGUGACAAUUGUAAACCUUUAUACCGUUAUUUGUUGUCGGACGACGAUGAACAUCGACAACUAUUCGAUCUUAUUAAAAGAAUGCUGGAAUAUGAGCCAUCCCAAAGGAUAGCACUGAAGGAUGCCUUGCAACAUCCAUUUUUCGACUCUCUUCCAGCGCAUCAGAGAUUAACCGAUCCACGUGCAGCCGGUGAUUCACAACAAAGUCAUGAACGAUCGCACUCGCUCUCUCGAUGAAGCUAGGAAAGGGACCGACUUCCGUACUGGACAGACACUAAUAAUAAUAAUAAUAAAAAUAAUAAUAAUAAUAAGAAAAAAAAUAAUAAUAAGAAUAAUAAGAAUAAUAAUAAUAAUUAUCCAUUUUCAACGAUAUUACUGCCCUACGUCUUUGUACUCGCUUUCUCUUUAUCUCAUUUUUCCUUGAGUCUCUCAACGAUGAUAGUUCUUAGUUAUUAUCGUCGUUGUUAUUCUUGCUUGAGAAAAACUCGAUGACAUUAUGUUACGUGAAAUACUUUGCACGAAAAUACCCACGAAAAAAAUGAUUCGAAAGAAAAGAACGAAAGGAAAUAAAAAAAAAAGAAAUAAAUAAAUGAAUGAAUGAAUGAAUAAAAAAAUUAAA